CGCCCGCGGUUCCGGGAGCGGGUCCGGGGGCGGGGCGGCAUCCCGGGCCGGCCGGGCGGGCGGUGAGUGUCUGCCCCUUCCUUAAGCGACAAGUUUUAGAGCAAACCACAGGACGGGGGAGGGGUUUGUCCCGCCAUGAGAGGGGAGAAGGAGGAGGGGGAGGAGGAAGUAAGCAAGCAAGCGGGCAAGUAAGCGAGAGCUGUGCCGGGGCUGUGUGGGCGGGGGUUACGCCGUGCCUUUCUGCUGCCCCCUCGUCUCCCCGGCCCGACCUGCCGCACUCCCGGUGUCUGUCCGAGCCCCGCACGGGGGCGUGAGGGCAGCCGGCGGCGGCUCCCCGAGCUCUGCUCAGCGAGGGGCUGCCAUGAGGAUCCGGCUGGCGAGAAGGUGGACGUGGGUCCGCAGAAGCUGCGCGUUGCUGGGCUUCUUGAUGGUCGCCUACUUCGCUUUGGAGCUGUCGGUUUCUUCUUUCGGUGCCUCCAUCGCCGGGGAGAGCAUCUCCAAAGGGAAAUGGGAGCGGCGUUUUACCGACGGAGCAGAUGAGGCGGUGGAUUUGGCUCGUCCGGUUUAUGAGAAAUCCCCACCCGAUUCUUACGCCCCGGGAGAGUGGGGCAAAGCCACUCGCCUGCAGCUGAGCCCCGAGGAGAAGAAGCAGGAAGCAGAGCUUAUCGAUAAGUAUGCGAUUAAUAUUUAUGUGAGUGAUAAAAUCUCUCUCCAUCGGCACAUUGAAGACAAUCGGCUGAGUGGCUGUAAAGCGAAAUCUUACAACUACAGAAAGCUGCCCACAACGUCUGUCGUAAUCGCCUUCUACAACGAAGCCUGGUCCACGUUGCUGCGGACAGUACACAGUGUUCUUGAAACUUCUCCUUCAGUGCUUCUGAAAGAAAUUAUAUUGGUGGAUGAUUUGAGUGAUAAAGUGUAUUUGAAAACUGACCUGGAGAAGUACAUAAGCAGUCUGAAAAGAGUUCGUUUAAUACGGACCAACAAACGGGAAGGAUUGGUUCGGGCGCGCUUAAUUGGAGCUACCUUUGCUACUGGUGAUGUCCUCACGUUUCUCGACUGUCACUGCGAAUGUGUCUCCGGUUGGUUAGAACCAUUGCUAGAGAGGAUUGCUGAGAACGAGACUGUUGUGAUCUGUCCUGUUAUUGACACCAUCGACUGGAACACAUUUGAGUAUUACAUGCAGUCAGCGGAGCCCAUGAUCGGGGGCUUUGACUGGCGACUGACUUUCCAGUGGCACUCAGUGCCGAAACACGAACGGCUAAGACGCAAAUCUGAAAUAGACCCAAUCAGAUCCCCAACUAUGGCUGGGGGAUUGUUUGCUGUCAGCAAGAAGUAUUUCGAGUACCUGGGUACCUAUGAUACGGGAAUGGAUGUAUGGGGAGGAGAGAACUUAGAGUUAUCAUUUAGAGUGUGGCAAUGCGGAGGCAUGCUAGAAAUUCAUCCGUGCUCCCAUGUAGGCCAUGUGUUUCCAAAGCGUGCUCCGUAUGCCAGACCGAAUUUCCUUCAGAACACGGCACGUGCUGCUGAGGUGUGGAUGGAUGAGUAUAAAGAACACUUCUACAACAGAAAUCCUCCAGCGAGGAAAGAAAACUACGGAGAUAUUUCUGAGAGAAAACUACUAAGAGAGCGUUUGAAGUGCAAGAGUUUUGACUGGUAUUUGAAAAACGUCUUUUCUGAGUUGCAUGUACCAGAAGAUCGUCCUGGCUGGCACGGUGCCGUCCGCAGUGUAGGCAUAUCGUCAGAGUGCCUAGACUAUGUUUUACCAGAGCAUAAUCCUACUGGGGCUCACCUUUCUCUCUUUGGAUGUCAUGGUCAGGGAGGAAAUCAAUUUUUUGAAUACACAUCAAAUAAGGAGUUUAGAUUUAACUCUGUAACGGAGUUAUGUGCUGAAGUUCCAGAGCAAGAGGAUUUCAUAGGCAUGAGGAGCUGCCCAAAAGAUGGAUCUCCUGUCCCGGAAAUUAUUAUAUGGCAUUUCAAAGAAGACGGGACUAUUUAUCAUCCUCAUUCUGGGAAGUGCCUUACUGCUUAUCGUACUGCUGAGGGGCGUGCUGAUGUGGAAAUGAGAACUUGUAAUGCUGCAGAUAAAAAUCAGAUGUGGAAAUUUGAGAAAUGAUUGCUAGCGGUAGUAAGAACUGAGCAGAGUCUCCAAGGUUUUUACGUAUGUGAGCAGAUAGCGACGUUUGAUUGCAUACCUUGGAAUGUCUCCAGGUGUGUCUGUCCUGUAGCGAUGUAGGAACUAUCUGCUGUGGUGAACUAUUAUGGAAAGCAAAAGCAAAUGCUGGGAGUUAGUUUCUUAAACAGGGAUUUACACUUCUAAUGCCUUCUAUUUUUGUAAAAUUUUGACCAAUUAUUUUCUUAUUUUGGUCUCUCUUGAUUAUGGGAAAGCAAAUCCUUUUGAGUGGAGGGAUUUUUCUCAUUGUUUACUAUUAAGAAAAUGAGUGCAUUAAACUUGCAUGGUAACGUUACGUGCAAGUAAAAAUAUUGUACUUACUGAAGUAAAAUUGAGGUUCUUGCAGUGUUCACUUAUUUGCAGAUUCACCAUAACAGACAUAUCUGUCGCCCUAAGAUAUACUGCUGUAGCAUGUGACUGAAUUGAUGUUGAUGUGGAAAGCUGCACCUGAGGUCUUGGAAUAUUCUGCAGUUUUCUAGGGAUUUUACAUGCUAUGAAGGGUUUUAGGGUGACCUCUAACUAUAAUACUGCAUUGAAGAGUAGGAAGGACUUUUAGUGUGUGGAUUUGGGUACAGCUUUGCAGUCUUGCUCCUGUUCUGUAAAACUUAACCUGGCCAGGGUGAGCCUCAUGUUUAGAAAAGAACAUAGUAGCAGUGAAACCAAGGAUGUGCUAGAGGUGCUGCAGAUGGGAGGAAAUAAGUGGUUAGACUUAUGAUUCUACUGGAAGGUAGGAAACAAAGCGCAGAAUUACAUUAGCUACUGCUGUUUCUUUGCUAUGUAUUUCAUAUUUACAUCAUUGUGUACGAUUUUCAUUGAGUUUGGCUUCGUAGAGGCUCAAAGUCCGUGUGACUAUGCCAUGUAUCCAUUUGUAUUUUUAUUUUAAUGAAUCUUACACGUUUUAGACCGGCAGCAGAGUAGAGGGGAGAAGUACAAAGUUAAAAUUGGGCUGACUUAUUUUGUGUUAUAUAUUUGGUACCAGCUGUCAUGCUCUGCACACUCAAUAGAGUUUGGAAAUAAUGCAGCAUACACAGCUCCUUUCUCUUCACUGUAGUGUUCUGGGAGGCCUAGUCUGGAGUUGCUGGGGUGAAGAGGGCUGGAAAGGCAAAGAAGAGAUUAGAGGAAAACAAGAUGUCCUGUGAAUCAUAUAACAAAUCUUAUUAAUGUUUUCUGUAUCCUGUUAUACUAAGCUUUGAGUAACACCAGUUCUAAAAUCACGUCACUGAUGAGCUUUCAGUGUGAUUAUAGAUAGUAGAUGUGACAGAUAUGUUUUUUUGAAUUUGAAAAAAAAAAAAUCUUGAUUCUGUGUUUGUUUUUUUUUUUAGCUAUAUACAGUUAAGUUGAAUGCUUAUCUUAAUGUUUUGGGCAUUCUAACUUUGUUUGGUUCCUUACACUGUAAUUGUGUCUUUCAGUAGCCACAGUAUAGUAAUCCUUCACUCUGGGCUGGUGGGAACUUGGAGUAAUAAGAAUCUGGGUAAAGACCCCUGAGGUAUGCAGUAGAUGCACGUUUGGUAAAGGUGUUGCUAAGUAGGAUGGUUAAAGGGGAGCAAGUGAGACCUGAAGUAGGUGAAUAUACUGAAGAUAAUAAAGCAAGAGUUAGUAAAGAUAUAUGGUAGAGUCUAAGUUGUCUUAAAGAAUUGAAGGGUUUGGGUGCAAACAGGCUGAGAUUGAAGGGGAGCAGAGGAAGAAAAAUUGGAGUGGGGGAUACAUUUGAAUCAUGCUCAAAAUGCUUGCCACUGUGUGGCAUGGGUUGUUUUAAGCCUUUAACUUAUUUCUGGGAGGUUACUUACAACUUAUUUUUUUUUCCUCUUUUUUGUUUGUUUGUUUUGUUUCCCCCCCAAAAAAAAAACAAUUUUGGGGUAAAAGGGAGCUUCUUUACUAUAUAAGGGAGACAUUCCUGAAAAAUUCCAUUCCGCUGCAGUAAGGAAUUAUUUUGCAGACCUACGAGUUAUAAAUCACGUAUCAAAUUGUAAAAGGCAAGCAGCCAUUGAGUACUGGAGGAGCAAAUCACACAAAGUAGGUGCUUUUGUGAGAAGCUUGCUGUAGGCUGUUAAUAUUCAGUAGGCACAACAGUAAAAAGGCCUGGGCUCUCCUACAUGACUGAAGCAUCAGUGGUAUAUGCAAUGCAUGUUUCCUCAGAUGAAAGUAAAGAGUGUGAAUAUCGACUAUGCAAGUUUUAUGCAAUUAACUUUUUUUAGGACUUGACAAAAACUAUAUUUUGUAUAAAGAACUACCUUCGUGUUAAAUCUGACAUUCAAAGUGUUCCUUAUCUAUUGAAGCAAUAAAUCAAAGUGAAUCUGCCUCUUAAAGUUUAAAAACUUGUUCUGUGUGUACUUGAACCUUUCUUCCUUCUCCUCACCACCUCCCGUUCUGUUUUUGUGGUUAUUUAAAACCUAAAUAGAACUGGGAGAGGGGGAAACAAAACCAAAAAAGGUAAAAGCAAACAACGUGGCUGAAGUAAAUGAUCUGGAUUUCAGACAUAAAGUAUUUAUUUUCACCCAAAUGGAGGAAAAGUUGAAAUGGGGGAAGUGGGCAAGGAAAGAAAGAAAGAGAAAAGGCUUUCCAUUCCCAGUUCAUCUAGUCUUGAACUGGGUUAUUGCAAUUGUACAGGAAUACUCUAAUAAGGCUAUUUUCCAGUGCCUGCAGAUUCCUGGAACACCUGGAACUGUGGAAGAUUUUCUAUUCUAUUAAACUUUAAAAAAUAUGAGGAGCACUUGUGUAUAUUUUAAACUACUGACUUUUUAAGUGACUUAAGAAGCUGAAUGUAAACUUAACACUGAAUAAAUGUGAGAUUACUCUGAGGUUUCUCUUGAAAAAUAAAAUCCAGAAUGAUAAUGAAA
Molecule: messenger RNA, 5007 nt
Organism: Coturnix japonica (Japanese quail)
Lineage: Eukaryota; Metazoa; Chordata; Aves; Galliformes; Phasianidae
Gene: GALNT4
Product: polypeptide N-acetylgalactosaminyltransferase 4
Biological process (GO): protein O-linked glycosylation
Cellular component (GO): Golgi apparatus
Molecular function (GO): polypeptide N-acetylgalactosaminyltransferase activity
Source: RefSeq, a predicted model, not a curated record